Molecule: messenger RNA, 3120 nt
Organism: Theobroma cacao (cacao)
Lineage: Eukaryota; Viridiplantae; Streptophyta; Magnoliopsida; Malvales; Malvaceae
Product: tubulin-tyrosine ligase
Biological process (GO): protein modification process
Cellular component (GO): cytoplasm
Source: RefSeq, a predicted model, not a curated record
UCGAACAACUUACUCUAACUGCUCAAAACCCUCCACCCAUCCUAAAACCUCACUCUCCACCAUACUUGCUGUCCCCCAACACCAAUGUCGGCGACAACCGCUAGUACCUGCGGCAGAAUCGAAACUUACGAGGACUUCGUGAAAGUCCACGGUCUGCUCUUAGCAGCCUCGGGACUGCCCCAAUCACUUCAUCGCAAACUGUUCGAGAAACUAACAUCGGAAACAUUUGAUGGCGGAGCUUACUUCGAGAUCGAACCAUGCGAGGAUGGCCGACAGAGGCGGUUGUUAUUAACCUCCGACACCAUGCCUAAAGACUCCAACGUUUUCCUCGUCGACCAUGCCUGGACUUUUCGCCUCCCCGACGCCUACAAACAGUUGCAGGAGGUGCCGGGGCUGGCGCAGAGGAUGGCUGCUCUGAUGUGCUUGGACGUUGAUAAUGAUGCAGGUUUAGAAGAGGCCGUUGAAAACGGCGGGAAAAUGACGGCUGAGGAAGUUUUAGAGAGCGAAAUUCAAAACGCGAAAGCUAAUGGAGAUGGAGUUGUAAGGUGGUUGGAGCUCGAGGAGCUUGAAAUUGACGAUAAUACCUUCCUUUCUCUCGAUUUAUCCACUAAAUUUCCGGAUUUAAUGGCUCUUAGUUUGUGUGGGAACAAGCUCGAGAACACAGAGAAACUUGUCCAGGAAGUUACUAAAUUUAAGAACUUAAAGGCGCUUUGGUUGAACAAUAACCCGGUUCUUGAAAAAAGUGAUGGUGGUAUGGAAGAUGCAAUUCUUCGAGGAUGUCCCAAAUUGGAAAUCUAUAACUCUCGUUUUACCCGUAAUUUUGGUGAGUGGGCAUUGGGGUUUUGUGCAGAUGUAUAUGGGAAGGACAAUCCUGGCAAUAGUCAUCACGGUGACCUCGCUUUGCAAAGUGUGACGUCGCUUGACGUUUCAAAUAGAUGUAUUCAUAAUUUGAUCAAUAAGGCUUUCUCACCUUUUGAGAUGCCAAAUCUUUCACAUUUGAACAUUCGAGGGAAUCCAAUUGAAGAAAAUUCAGUCAGUAAUUUGUUUGGAAUCUUGAAGGCUUUUUAUUGCUUGCAAUCUUUGGAGGUGGAUAUACCUGGUCCACUUGGAGAGAGUGCUGUGGAAAUUCUUGAAUUCCUUCCCACUCUUUCCUCACUGAAUGGUGUUGAUGCAUCCAAAAUCUUAGAAACUGAAAAGCAUGUUGUUGAUUCAAUGCUUCAGCCACGUCUGCCUGAAUGGAGUGCUGAGGAACCUCUUGCUGAUUGUGUUCUUAAUGCAAUGUGGUUAUAUUUAAUGACAUAUAGGCUUGCAGAUGAGGAAAAGCUUGAUGAAACCCCAGUAUGGUAUGUUAUGGAUGAACUAGGUUCAGCUUUGCGGCAUAGUGAUGAGCCAAAUUUCAGAGUGGCUCCUUUUCUCUUCAUGCCAGAGGGGAAUCUGGCAUCAGCAGUGAGCUAUUCAAUAUUAUGGCCAACCCAGAAUGUUAAGAAAGGCGAAGAGUGUACUCGUGAUUACCUAUUUGGUAUUGGAGAGGAGAAGCAGCGUUCUGCCAGACUCACAGCUUGGUUCUACACGCCACAGAAUUAUUUUAUCCAAGAGUAUGAGAAGCAUCACAAUAAAUUGCAAUCGAGAAGUUUACCUUCUUUGCCCAUAGAGUCUUCUUUGACUAGUGGUGUCUGUUGCAGUGAUGGGAGUGCUUUAUGUGUUUACACUGAUAUACCUCAAGUGGAAGAAUUUUUGACACGGCCGGAAUUUGUGAUUACAAACGAGCCGAAGGAUGCAGAUAUUAUAUGGACAAGUAUGCAGGUGGAUGAAGAGAUGAAAAAAGUUGUGGGAAUAACAGAUCAACAAUAUGUAAACCAAUUUCCUUUUGAGGCUUGUCUUGUGAUGAAACAUCAUUUGGCUGAUACCAUACAAAAGGCACAGGGAUCUCCUGGAUGGUUGCAACCUACUUAUAAUCUUGAAACACAUCUAUCUCAACUUAUUGGUGACUAUUGUCUACGCAAGAGAGAUGGGCUCAACAAUCUGUGGAUCUUAAAACCUUGGAACAUGGCACGGACUAUUGAUACAACUGUAACUGAUAAUUUAUCUACCAUUAUCCGUCUCAUGGAAACUGGUCCAAAAAUAUGCCAGAAAUAUAUUGAGCACCCUGCUCUGUUCCAAGGAAAAAAGUUUGAUCUUCGUUAUAUUAUACUGGUUCGCAGUAUAACCCCUUUGGAUAUCUUCCUUUCAGAUGUCUUCUGGGUCAGAUUGGCAAACAACCCAUACACCCUUGAGAAGCAUAGUCUUUUUGAGUAUGAGACCCACUUCACCGUUAUGAACUACGGUCGGAGGUUGAAUCACAUUAACACACCAGAGUUUGUUAGGGAGUUCGAGAAGGAGCAUCAAGUUAAAUGGUUGGACAUCCAUCAAAGAGUAAAAACCAUGAUCAGAUCUGUCUUUGAGUCAGCUGCAGCAGUACAUCCAGAGAUGCAUGAUACAAAGUCUAGGGCUAUGUAUGGUGUGGAUGUAAUGCUUGAUGGUUCCUUCCAGCCAAAGUUAUUGGAGGUUACGUACUGCCCUGACUGUAUGAGAGCAUGCAAGUAUAAUACAGAAGCAAUAUUUGGAGGGGGAGAGGUAAUUAGAGGUCGUGACUUCUUCAAUUUUGUGUUUGGUUGUCUUUUUCUAAAUGAAAAUGUUCAUGCAAGCCAAUUGUAAUUUAACCAUGUGGAAUGUUUCAUUUGUAUCACUGUUAUAGUGCCAUAAUUAAAAUGAUCAACGGUCCUGGUUUCCCAAUACCUACUAUUUGGCUCAGAUGGGUUAGUAGCCAUUAUCUUUACACCAUUUAAUGCCCCGGGCUUGUUGUCAUUUUUAGCAUUUUAGGUUAAGCCAAAAUCUUUUAACAUUAUGUUAUAAGGUUAGCUAGUGGAAGAGCUUAACAUGCGAAUACAAGGACUAAAAUUUAAUGCAAAUGGGAGUCUGGGCUGAUAUCAUUCAAAUUUCAGCAUCCAACAAUGGAAAGAAAAAAAAAAAAGAAGAAAUAUACAGUUAUGUACAGGUCCCAGAACAUUGCCAGAACCACUCCUUCCCCUAAGCGUAAGAAAUCAAGGGGAAAAAGUGAAAAAGAAAAAAAAAAAAAAAAAA